UGGGUUAAAUAAAUUUUUAUUGGCAGAUGUUUAAAAGGCCAAUAAAAAAAAGAAAAUUAUUAUUAUUAUUGGCACUGAUUUGACAGUAGUUAAUUUUCGCUAAAAUUAAAAAAAAAAAACAAUGAAUAAUAAACAAGUUGUGUAUAUAGUUUAUGAAUAAAUUUUGUUAUUUUAGGCUAUUUUAAUUUCUCAGACAAUGGCACAGUGUAAAUCAACAGCACGGGAAUUUAUUGUAAAUACAUUUUCUCCUCAAGUGGCAGCUGUUUGUUCAAAUAAUGCUGAAACAACUUGUCAAAAGAACAAUUUGUCAUUCACUGAAUUACUUCAACCAUUUUGUAGAUUAAGCUGUGAAGGGCAUAUCAAAGAUCCUCUUGGAAAUACAAAUAUUGUUCGAUGUCUUCAAAUAUCAAUUCGCGAUGUUAAUAAUACACCACCAGAGCCAACAAUUGCAAGACGAAUGUUAAAUGAAACUGUUAGUUCAUCAUAUACAGAACGUUCAACAAUUGUUAAUACUGGCUCAAUUGAUCUCAGUCUUCCUUUAUCAAUUCCAUGGUUCGAGGCAUGGAGAGAUACAUUUCUUAAUGUUCAAUAUCCAUCUGAUCAUGAAUUUACAAGACAUUUUCUUGCAUGUAUGAUUGUUGUAUCGACAUCGGAUGAUGAGCCAUUAGAAAUAAUUCAACAAAUGGCUGCUAAAUUAAAUCAAAGUAUUCCCGGACAACUUCCCAAAUGGUUUAACAAUAAUGUCCUUCGUUAUUAUAUUUUAAUUCACGAUACUUCGCAGGAUAAUAAAAAAAAAGCCGAGGAUGUUUUUAGAGAAAUGAAAAAUAUAUACGGUGUGAAUAAUUGUUUUUUGCUGCAAAUGAAUUCAAGACCACCUGGUCAAUCGGAUGAUAAUAUUCAUUUACCGGAUCCGUGGAGUCAAUUUAUUGUUAAAAAUGGAAGUAUUUCGAGUGGAAGUGGACAGAAUAGUUCACCACGAACACCAGCCGAUACUAGUGGAGUUUCUGCAAUGCCAUAUCCAAUAAAUACAGAUAGUGAAAAAAUCAUUCAAGUGGGAACGCCAUUAACGCCACAAGCGUCAAAUUUUCCAACAACAGAUUUUACAGAUUUAGUUAAUACACCGACUGAGAUUAAUGAAUUGAAUGUUCAACUUGAAAUUGGUCAAGAAGCAGUUCCAAUAACAAUACAUCCAUUAAGUCCAUUACAAGAAACAAUUGAUAACGAUAUUAUUAUUGGAAAUUCAAAAAUUCAUUUAGAUAAUUCGCCAAUUAAUGUUAAUGUUUGGGCCGAUUCACCGGGACAAAUAACAAUAGGAACAACAACAAUUCAACAUGGUACAAGACUUUCUUUAGAUGAUUUAGAAAGAUUAAAAUUCAUGAUGUCGGAAUUUUAUUUAAAAAGUUUAUUGCCCUAUGUUGAAAGACAAAUUGGCCUUCUAAAUGAUGUGAUAUCAAAUAAAAAAGGUGUGAGCCGUUCACUUUUUAGUGCAACAAAAAGAUGGUUCGGUACAAGUAAACCCGGUGUUCCUGGUUCUGUUCCUGCAAAUGUUGUAAUAUAUACAUCAGAAUCACCGGAACUUCAAUUACGAAGAUUGGGAGAUUUAUAUUUUAUGUUUGGUCUUUUUGGUUUGGCUUAUCAGGCUUAUCAUAAUGCAAAACGUGAUUUUGCCGUUGAUCAAGCGUGGCUUUAUUAUGCCGGUGCAUUGGAAAUGGCAGCGUUGAGUGCAUUUAUGCAAGAUGAAAUGACAAGAAAAACAAUUGAAUAUAUGGACGAUGCAAUUUUAACAUAUUUAAAUACAUGUAAAAUGCCACAAUUUGCGACAAGAGCAACAUUAUUAAGUGCCGAGUGUUUAAAAAAUCGUGGCCUUUAUUCGGAUGCGGCAAAACAAUUAAUUCGAAUGACAAGCGAGGAUUCAGAUUUAAGAUCAGCAUUAUUACUCGAGCAGGCUGCCUAUUGUUUUAUUGGGCCAAAAAUGAUUCGUAAAUAUGCUUUUCAUAUUGUUAUUGCUGGACAUCGAUUCUCGAAAGCGGGACAAAAGAAACAUUCAUUGAGAUGUUAUCAACAAGCAUAUCAAGUUUACUGUGGUAAAGGAUGGUCAUUUGCUGAGGAUCAUAUUCAUUUUACCCUUGGAAGACAAGCACAUUCUUUAAAACAAACUGCUUUUGCUGUAACAUUUUAUGAAAAAUUGUUAAAUCCCACUAGUAAGCAACCGGCUCUUCAACAAGCGGCAUUUCUUCGUGAAUUUCUUCACACAACAAAUGCACUACUUCAAGAAUCAAAAGGAUCAGAUGUAAAAAAUCUCUCAAUAUUACCACUUCCAUUAAUUAAUGGCAAUGAAAUUAAAGUUUUACCUGGUCCCUAUUUAAAAGGUGACAAUAAUUUAGAAUUAGUAUCACAAUUAACAUUAAUUGAUUCCGACAAUACUGAAUGGUCAAAACUCGAAGAACAAAUAGUAACAGAAGCACAAGGAUCAGUGCCAAUGAUAUUUAAACCAUCAUUAUUAAUUUACACUAAUAAAACAAAUAAUUCACAAAAAUCAAAUGUUUUUAUAAAUGAACCAAUAUUUAUUUCAAUUCAAUUAUAUAAUCCAUUAGAAAUUUCUCUACCAUUAACAAAUAUUAAAUUACUAUGGUCAUUUGAAACAAAAGAAAAUGAAAUAUUAACAAAUGAAUCAAAUGAAUUGAGAGAAAAAUAUUUCAAUAUUAUUGAAGAGCAAUUGGUUGAUAAUUUUUUACUACAAUCUAAUUCAAAACAAGAUCUUAUAUUAUAUUUAAAACCAAAAAUUUUGGGUAGUUUACAAAUAAUUGGCAUUUGUUAUAAUUUAUCAAGUUCUGGUGAUUUUAAUCAAUCAGAUGAAGCGCAUAGUUUAUCUGUUUGUGGUAAGAGAUUAUUUGAAAUAAAAGGACCAAAAUUAAAACACAUUAAAGAAAAACCCAAUGCAGUAUUAUAUGGCAAUGAUUAUCGAUUAUCAAUGAAUGUUAUUGAAAAGGCGCCAUUUAUGGAAAUUUCCCUAUCAAAAUUAUCACCUGAAAUGUUAUCGGGCGAAAUACAAAAUGUUGAAUUAACAUUAAAAAAUAUUGGCAAUGCUGCAUUAACAAAUGUUCAUGUUGGUUUUUCAAAUCCAAAAUUAAUUUCCUUUACAAAUGAAAAAAUUGUAAAUUUAAAUAGUGGAAAAUUAAAAAAUAAAUCAUGUGUUCAUAAAAUUCCACUUAAUAUUUUGAAUAUAAAUGAAAAUUAUAGUACAAAUUUUUGGAUACGUGCACCAACAACCGAGAAUCAUAAAUUAGAUUUGUUAUUUUAUUACGAAAAUUCGGAAUUUAAAUCAAAAUAUCGAAUAAUUCGUUAUUCAUUACAUUUAACUGUUCUCGAUUCAAUACAAAUAAAUGCAAUAACAAGAGCAAGUUGUUCAAUUAUUAAUGAUGCAAAUCCAACGUUAAAUUUAAUUCUCAAAAUAAAAAAUAUGAAUCAAGUACACGAUCCAUUUAUCAAUGAAAUUGAAUUAAUAGACGUUGCAUUACAAAGUAAAAAUUGGUCUCUAAUUAAUAAUAAAAAAUCAUUAAAAAUAACAAAAAUUCAUCCACAACAAACAACACAUUUUCUAUUAAAAUUAAAACAAACGGAUAAUUUACAAUAUUCAAAUGUUAAAUUAAUGGAAAAUUUUCAAAUUCCAUCAAUAACAACAUCACCAUAUAUUGAUUUUAUAAAAAAAAGAAAUAACGAAAAUACAUCAAAUGAAAAUGAAUUAAUUAAUUCAAUAAUAAUGAAUGUGAAUUCAAUUUUAAUUUUACGAUGGAAGGCAAAUGUAAUGGAGAGAAAUAUUAUUGUAAGAGAGGCAAUUGGUCAACAGCAUAUUGAUAUUAUGACAAUUGGUAAAUAUUACAAUGAACCAAUUGAUAUAACUAAAAUUGAGCCAAUAAUUGAAUAUGGAGCGAGACUUAAAAUAUUUGGACCCGACGCUAAUGUUGAUGGACGUAAUAGUCAUGUUAAAAUUGAUAAAUAUUCUGAAAAUGAAUGUCAAAAAAAUAUUCUUUGCUAUUCAUUGAAACAUGUGAAUUUAAUGAAACAUAAUUUUCAACGAAAACGUUUUUGUUCAAUUCCAAUUAUUAUGACAAUGCAAAAUAAUUCAUCAUUAAAAAUUGAUGUUAAAAUUAAUACAAUUGGAACUAGUAGUCAAACACAUUUACCAAGUAUAAAAUCUCAACUCUAUACACCUCAGGCAUCGACAUUUUAUCGUUAUGCAGGUCAUACAGCUAUUGAAUGUGACAUUGAACCAUUUGGAAAUCGGAAAAUAAAAUUACAAGUUAUAAUUCCCGCUUCGGGAACAUAUGAUUUAGCAUCAAGACUUGAUGUUUCAAUUAGAUUUGUUUCUAGAGGCGAAUACAUUCCUCAAAAAUGGCAUAUAGAAAGUAUUUGUAUUGUUAACAAUGAAUUAUCCUAAUUCCAAAAUAAUAUAUUAAUUAAACCAAUUGUAAAUUAUAAUAAAUUAUAAUUUUCAAUUUUUAAAUAAAAAAGUAUACUAUUUUAUCAUAUAAAAAAAAAAAGUAGAAAAAAAUUUUCCUUUUUGAAAUUACAAAAUAGUAAAAAAAAAAAUUGUAAAAUUAUUUUAAACAAAAAUGUAUAUAUAUUUUAUUUGUUAAUUAAAAAAAAACUGUAAACAUUUUUUUAAACUAAAAACCUUUUCAUUCUUUUUUUUUCGUCUUGAAAAUACGUGCUUUGUAUGUAAAUAUUUUAUUUUGUGAUUAAAGUUAUACAUUUUGUAAGAUAAAAAAAAAAACAAUUAAAA
Messenger RNA from Leptopilina boulardi, 4783 nucleotides. It is a transcript of the gene l(3)76BDm, whose product is annotated as trafficking protein particle complex subunit 8. Bases 197 to 4438 code for a protein of 1413 amino acids. The record is from RefSeq and is a predicted model, not a curated record. Lineage: Eukaryota; Metazoa; Arthropoda; Insecta; Hymenoptera; Figitidae. Gene Ontology annotation, biological process: protein localization to phagophore assembly site; endoplasmic reticulum to Golgi vesicle-mediated transport. The transcript has 9 exons. Gene Ontology annotation, cellular component: TRAPPIII protein complex; phagophore assembly site; cytoplasmic vesicle.